AUGAUAGGGUACUGGUCGGCGCAGGUAGUGACGUUCAUAGGCAACCACGACACGGGAAGCACGCAGAACUCGUGGCCGUUCCCUACCGACAAGGCCAUGCAGGGCUAUGCGAACAUCCUCACCCACCCUGGCGUGCCCUGCGUUUUCUACGACCACGUGUUCACGUGGGGCCUUAAGAAACCCAUUCUGGAGCUCAUUGCAGUGCGGGAGCGCAAUGGUAUCAGAGCCGACUCGCCCAUCCGCAUCCUUGCAGCAGAAUCCAACCUAUACGUGGCUGAAAUCGGCCCAGGGAAGGCCGGUUCAGAUGGUGGAGCAAAGGGAGGGGGGAAUGGGAGUGUGCGGGCGAGGGGGGGAAAGAUAGUGGUGAAGAUAGGGUCACAGUUUGAUAUGGGGAAGCUGCUGCCAAGCAGUAGUGAGUAA
Molecule: messenger RNA, 420 nt
Organism: Closterium sp. Naga37s-1
Lineage: Eukaryota; Viridiplantae; Streptophyta; Zygnematophyceae; Desmidiales; Closteriaceae
Source: the annotation of a GenBank genome assembly